AUGUCCAACCUCAUGACGUGCGACAUACCUGAGAAGCAAUGGGCGCAGGUCGUCGAGAGGAAGGGUGGCCCACCCGUCUACACACAAAUUCCAGUUUCAAAGCCCGGCCCCGAUGAAGUCCUAGUCAAGAUCAAGUACACCGGCGUCUGCCACACCGACCUGCACGCCAUGAAAGGCGACUGGCCGCUGCCCCUCAAGAUGCCCCUCGUAGGCGGCCACGAAGGCGCCGGAAUUGUCGUCGCCAAGGGCGAAAUGGCGAAGGGAGUGGAGAUCGGCGACCACGCGGGCAUCAAGUGGCUGAACGGAUCGUGCCUGGCUUGCGAGUUCUGCAAGACAGCGGACGAGUCGCUUUGCGCUGAGCAGCUGCUCUCAGGUUACAACGUCGAUGGCACGUUUCAGCAGUAUGCGAUCGGCAAGGCCGCCCAUGUUACGGUCUUGCCGAAGGAUGUGCCUCUGGAUGGGGUUGCGCCGAUUCUCUGUGCUGGAAUCACAGUCUACAAGGGUCUCAAGGAGUCUGGGGCUCGACCCGGCCAGACAUAUGCGAAGGCGAUGGGAUUACGUGUGGUUGCGAUUGAUGGCGGCGAUGAGAAGCGUGCGAUGUGUGAGAAGCUUGGCUCCGAGGCCUACAUCGACUUCACCAGCUCCAAGGAUCUCGUCGCUGACGUGAAGGCGGCCACACCAGGCGGUCUCGGCGCACACGCUGUGCUCCUCCUUGCCGUUUCUGAGAAGCCCUUCCAGCAAGCCGUUGAAUACGCACGGCCCCGCGGUACAAUUGUCGCCAUUGGUAUGCCUGCUAAUGCAUUUUUGAAGGCUCCCGUCUUCGAGACUGUUGUCAAGAUGAUCAGUAUCAAGGGCAGCUAUGUUGGCAACCGCCAGGACGGUGUUGAGGCCGUUGAUUUCUACGCUCGCGGCUUGAUCCACGCACCGUUCAAGACUGUUCCUCUGGAGGAUCUUCCGAAAGUAUUCGAGCUUAUGGAACAAGGGAAGAUUGCUGGACGCUAUGUUCUCCAGAUGCCGGAGUAA
Penicillium canariense is the source of this 1023-nucleotide messenger RNA. Its product is annotated as zinc-dependent alcohol dehydrogenase. Gene Ontology annotation, molecular function: zinc ion binding; oxidoreductase activity. NCBI's taxonomy places the organism in Eukaryota, Fungi, Ascomycota, Eurotiomycetes, Eurotiales, Aspergillaceae. Bases 1 to 1023 code for a protein of 340 amino acids. The transcript has 4 exons. The record is from RefSeq and is a predicted model, not a curated record.